Messenger RNA from Aspergillus tanneri, 1803 nucleotides. RefSeq lists its product as uncharacterized. Lineage: Eukaryota; Fungi; Ascomycota; Eurotiomycetes; Eurotiales; Aspergillaceae. Gene Ontology annotation, cellular component: membrane. Gene Ontology annotation, biological process: monoatomic ion transmembrane transport. The coding region runs from base 1 to 1803 and encodes 600 amino acids. The transcript has 5 exons. The record is from RefSeq and is a predicted model, not a curated record. Gene Ontology annotation, molecular function: ATP binding; P-type ion transporter activity; ATP hydrolysis activity.
AUGAGCGGUCUCAACCAUAGUGAAGCAGAGGCGAGGGUGCGGAUCAUGGGUACCAACGAGCUCACGGCCCGGAAACCACUGUCGUCUUGGCGGCUCAUACUGAAGAUAUUGCCCAGUCCAUUCAACGUUCUUCUUGCAGCUAUUGCUGUCGCCAGCAUUGUGGUCCCAACACGGAACUGGGAGCACAUGCCAGAGUCAGCAAGGGUGCGUCGACAAUUGAUCAAGGCAUCCGAGCCCGUUGCGCGAAUUGUUGCGGAGAUCGACGUGCCAAAGCCGCAUUUGGCCCCCGGAGACGUUGUCCUUCUUUCCGCAGGAGACACAAUACCGGCUGACUGCAUCAUUCUCGAAGCUGCCUGUCUGCAAGUCACCCAGUCGAUCUUAUCAGGGGAGUGCGCGCCCGUAAAGAAGUUCCCCGAUCUCGCGCUCCCCGGCCAUUCGGAUAGCAUUCUAGGGGCGUCUAAUACCGUCUUUGCGGGAACGAGCGUGAUUUCAGGGAGCGGGGUAGCCGUGGCUUUGGCAACAGGAGACAGAACCUUGCUCGCUUCUAUCGCUGCGAAACUCAAGAGUAGCCGGCCCUUGAAUUCAUUUCAGCGGGGCGUCCGAAACACCGCAUACAUGCUCUUUGCCUUUAUGCUCGUACUGUAUCCACUUGUCCUCAUCGUUUCGGGUAUCUUUACAAAGAAUUGGAGGCACGCAGCGUCGUUCAGUGUUAACGCGGCUAUUGGCCUGGUCCCUGAGCUCCUUCCAGCGAUUGUGAACGCGAACUUAGUCCGUGGGAUGCUCUCGCUCCGCCAAAAGAAUGUCCUUGUUCGACGCCCGGAUAGCAUUGCUAACUUAGGAGCAAUGACGGUAUUGUGCAGUGACAAGACGGGAACACUCACUCAGGGAAAUCUAUCACUCGAGUUGAGCCUGGAUCCGGCUGGCAAGGAAGACCUGCAAGUUAUAAGGCUCGCCUAUGUAACAGCAAGUCACCAGCUCGGCACAAGGGACGAUAUUGACACGGCCAUUCUUAGUUAUCGUGACCCGUCCGGGGAUCGUAUCGCCGUACCUCAUCAUCAGAAAAUCCUCGAUAUUCCAUUUACCUUCGAAAGACGUCGGUCCAGUUGCGUAAUGCACUCCUGGACCGAUGAGAUAGUUUUAUUGUGCAAAGGCGCGUACGAGGAGAUGAUCCCGCUUUGUAGUCGCGUCCGCGUGGGUUCUCACACGGUAAACCUGAACGACGAGACUCGAGCAAUCAUAGACGGAUGUAUAUCAAACCUCCUCGAUGAAGGCCUCCGAGUGCUCGUGGUUGCGACCAGGCCGCUCUCAUCAUCCCAGGUUACAGAGACAAGCCCGAUUGAAAACCUGGAAGCAAACAUGACGCUCGAGGGCUACCUAGCCUUUCGGGAUUCACCAAGAGAGGAUGCAGCGGCCUCAAUCUGGAGUCUACAGAGUCUCGGAGUGGAUAUCCGGGUACUGACAGGGGAUAGCCUUGAAGUGGCUGGCAGGCUGUGUCAAAAGUUGGACAUCGUUCGCAGUGUUGAUGAUGGCCAAAGGCGCGGUAUUAUCGGUGCAGACCUUGAGGGACUCGACGACGUACAGCUGGAUCAAGUGCUUGAAAGCUGCGUAAUAUUCGCAAAACUAACACCUGUACAGAAAGCUAGGAUCACGGGCCGCCUACGGAAGAAAGGCCAUUGUGUUGGGAUGCUUGGCGACGGAGUUAAUGACUGUUCAGCGCUGCAAAACGCCGAUGUUGCCAUAUCGAUUAGCUCUAGUUCUAAUGCGGCGAAGGAUUGCUCUGACGGCGAGUAUAUAGCCACGUAA